Messenger RNA from Racocetra persica, 126 nucleotides. The record is from the annotation of a GenBank genome assembly. NCBI's taxonomy places the organism in Eukaryota, Fungi, Glomeromycota, Glomeromycetes, Diversisporales, Gigasporaceae.
UUAUUACUUCAUACUUCAAUGAUCAUACAAAUUAUUCUUCCUUUGCAAAAUAAAAACAAUGCACUUUUCUCGCAACUUAACCAUUUCCAAAAAGUUACUCCAGGAGCUACCGAAGUUAUAUCAGCU